AUGAACAAUCAAAAUAGUACCGGACAAUAUAGAUUAUUUAGAAAAACAAAUUGGUCUAAAGAACGUUUUUUUAAAAAUCAAUCACUACAUAAAACAUCACGUUAUUUAAUUACAAUUUCAAUUAAUUAUCUAUUAGAACAUAAACAACGAAUAUUAUGUAAACAAAAUAAUGAAAUCUAUGAAUCAAUUCAAGAAAUUGAUCAACAUUUGGAUGUACUUACAGAUAAAUUCUAUACAUUAAAUGAUAUUUGUCUUUUUCUUCGUAUGUCGCCGAUGAAUUAUUUCGAAGAGAGAAUGACUCGUUUACGUCAUUCAACGAAACAAUAUAUGGCAGCAAUUGAACAAGAAAUUCAUGAAGAAGUUGAACAUUGGCAAGAUAUUCAUUCAAUUCUUUCUCAACCAUUGCUUAAACCAGGUCUAUUACGUAGUUAUUAUGGUGGAUUACCACAACCAGUUCAACAAAGUCCGUCUAGUGAAUUAAAUACAAUUCAGGAAGAAAAUGAAACAAGAGAAACAACAUCUAUAAAAUCAAAUCGUAUUCUUGCUCCAAUAAGUAAAUUUUCAAUUCUAUCCAAUGGAUUCAUUCAACAACAAAAUUUAUUACCAAAUAAAUUAAAUAAAUCAUUUGUUAAAUAUCAAUCAUUAGUAGAUGAUUCAUUGACUGGUGAUGAAAAUUUUACACCAACAAAAUUACAUAAAACUUUUAUCGCAGGUAUUUAA
This is a messenger RNA of Adineta steineri, 720 nucleotides long. The record is from the annotation of a GenBank genome assembly. Lineage: Eukaryota; Metazoa; Rotifera; Eurotatoria; Adinetida; Adinetidae.